Marchantia polymorpha subsp. ruderalis is the source of this 950-nucleotide messenger RNA. NCBI's taxonomy places the organism in Eukaryota, Viridiplantae, Streptophyta, Marchantiopsida, Marchantiales, Marchantiaceae. The record is from the annotation of a GenBank genome assembly.
AAAAGAUUGAGAACGAGCGCAUCGUACAGACUGGGAGGAAAGUACGAGACCGAGUCAAUGGAGCACAAUUCAUCUGAUGACGACUGCGGUCUUGCUUGUUGGGGAGACAGAUAGGCCAGGAGCAAACAAGCAACUUUGGACCGGACACGAGUACACCUCUGUCCUGUGCUAGCCAUGGGACGGGCACCAUCGAUUCGUGAGUGCGAAUUUGGAGAAGAAACGGAAAUCGCAUUUUCACCUGGCAUGGAAUCCCGUAGACCAAGAUCUUCCGCACGCAAGUCCCUUCGGAUCACCUUCAUGCGUAUUGUAAGUUUUUUUUUUGGUUGCUCUUUCGGAGCGGAAUCUUGUUCGAGUUCCACUUCACACUACUCGAAAAAUCACGCAGCAGUAGGUGGGUUCCAUGCGCGUGAUGAACAGGAGGAGCCUGCAUGAAAUAUAUGAGACGGGAAGAGAUCCAUGUGGAGGAGUCCCAGAUGCAACGCAACCCAAUCCGAGCUCUGGAAUGGAUGAAUCAGGAACAGUGGUCAGCUUCUUCCUUCAUAGAGGCUCGAGCCACUUUCCGAGGAGCAGAAUCUUCGGUGUAAACGCGAAUUGACCUCGAUGUGGAUGUUGAUCAAUUAAUUCUUUAAUGUGAGCGAGCUUGUUCAGAUAGACCUGUGAGUGGUGAUAACGACAUAUUCGAGAACCUGCACGCAAUUCCAGGAGUCACACAUGAAUCUUCAACCCUCAUCCUGCAGACAGCUCCUGGCCUAUCAACCAAAGGUAUCCAGUUCAGUUCUACGUAGUUGACAGUGUUUCAUGAUCGUUAAACCUACAACAUAAGGAUUUUCAUGUGUAAAUGGUGAGAUGAAGCAUAACAUACAUGUGCUAUCUUACAUGAAUUUGGUUCACAAACUUGUUGUAUUUGAGGUUUCCAUUUUUAAAAUAUGAAAUAAAUGAAGAAACUCCCG